AUGACCUGGAAGCAGACAAGCUUAUCAAAUCAACUGAGGAUUGAGUUGAGUGAUGACCACGAGCAUUACAUAUACGUUCAACGUGCUCGUGUUUAUUGUCUGCUGUUACUUUGUGGUCUGAUGAUCCCGAACACCUCCGGUAAUAAAAUUCCAUUCUUCUACCUCCAAUUUUUCAUGGAUGUAGAACGAUGUGCUACCUAUAGCUGGGGUGGUGCGACUCUUGCAUGCUUGUACCACAAUCUAUGUGAAGCUGCACUUGCUAAGAGGACUGAUGUAGGGGGAGCUCUUACUUUGUUACAGCUGUGGGCUUGGAAGAGAAUCCCAAAUAUUAGACCGAAGAUGUUAAAUCCUGUGCCUAUAGACUACGUACCAUGUGCAGUCGCGCAAUUUAUUUGGAGGUCGUAUGCCAUGCGAAACCUGCCGGAUGUUUGUGUUGAUGGCCGUCCUAUAUGGACGUCGAUCACAACACUUAUUUGCUGGAAUAUGGUUGAGCCACACUUGCCACAACGAGUGUUGCGACAAUUUGGGAUUGUCCAACUGUAUAUCCCGCUUGUCAACCGGUUCCACGGAACUGAUUUUGCAAAACAGAAUCGACGUGGCAAAUCUGGCCGGAACUGGGUUGAGUGGCACGCCAAUCAUAUACAGGAUUGGGAUAAUAGGCACAACAUGGUGUGGACUGAUCUAGAGUACUCAAUGGAGCCUAUUGCAACUGAUGAGUAUAUGGAUUGGUGUCGCUGGAUAACUGUGGUGUACCUAACAAAACCCGACGUGCAUGCUGAGGAGGGUUUCCAUGAAACGGCAUCCUCUCAUAACUACGCGGUGGAGACGCUUCACAAAAUACGCCACUUUCUUAGUGAGCAAGACAUGACAGGACGACCGGAUUUGUUCACCAUUUCGAGGAUGGUUGAAGAUGGCCUGCAGAUAUCUGGGGAAGCUGAGACGAUGGACUACCGUCCUUCCUAG
Salvia splendens (bonfire salvia) is the source of this 963-nucleotide messenger RNA. RefSeq names its product serine/threonine-protein phosphatase 7 long form homolog. Gene Ontology annotation, biological process: meristem maintenance; meristem development. The record is from RefSeq and is a predicted model, not a curated record. The coding region runs from base 1 to 963 and encodes 320 amino acids. The transcript is spliced from 3 exons. Lineage: Eukaryota; Viridiplantae; Streptophyta; Magnoliopsida; Lamiales; Lamiaceae.